Molecule: messenger RNA, 898 nt
Organism: Raphanus sativus (radish)
Lineage: Eukaryota; Viridiplantae; Streptophyta; Magnoliopsida; Brassicales; Brassicaceae
Exons: 2
Coding region: 65-607 (180 amino acids)
Source: RefSeq, a predicted model, not a curated record
GCAACAAGCUCCAGCCCUCCCGGAAAUUACUCAAACUGAGGGCAGAAUCUUCAGGCGAAGUACUAUGGAGACAUCUAUGGCUUUUUGGGAGGGUCUCAUGGGUGAAGACCUAGUUCUCCCCGAUGGGGUGGAGCCAGAUCGGGCAGUAGUCGAAGGUGAAGGACGCGAAGAGGAGACAAUAAGACUCGUGGAUGAUGGACUAGUUGUCGCAGCUCAGAAAGAAGAUGAUGCUUCCUCCACUGGCUCGUGUGUGGGUUUGGUUGUGGAGGUCACUCCGCCUGUAUCUGUGCCGUGUGAACCUCACCAGGCAGUUCCCACCAUUCCUGCAGCUGCCCCGGAACCGGCUAACGAGUUGCUCGCAGCGUUUGAGAAGUUUUUACCAUCUAAUGGUGGAUCUAGCAGCCAAGUGCCUGCACCCGUUGUGGUGUCUGGGAGUGGAAUUUCAGUUGGAGAAAAAAGUCAGGACCAAGCUACUGUGGUUGUGACAACAAAGCUCGGCCUAACCAUUGACUGCGGUGGUGUGGCGGAUCCCGGCCCCCAUGAUGUGGCAACUAAGAAACCAAACUCCUCGUCUGAUGAAAGUGGAGAUGAUGGUGGGUUUAAAUAAGUUUAUUAUGGGCUGCUACUGCGAUAUCGGUUAUCUAAAAUAUUAAUCGGCUAAGUUUCUAAUAACCGGAUUGUUACAUUUUUCCUGUGAUAUAUUAACCGGCUAAACUGUGGUGUAUUGCGGCUAAUUAUUAGGAUAACGGUUAAGUUGGAUGUUUUCAGUAAAAAACGGAAGUGUGUUUUCUCAUGUACCGUUUAUCCGGCUUUAUAAAAUUAUGUAAGGUUAUGUGUUUCUGGUUAAUCUAUGUUUGUAUGUUCCAUUCGUCGGUUAUGUAAUGAAGUGUGUGUUUGG